Molecule: messenger RNA, 862 nt
Organism: Dichomitus squalens LYAD-421 SS1
Lineage: Eukaryota; Fungi; Basidiomycota; Agaricomycetes; Polyporales; Polyporaceae
Exons: 4
Coding region: 62-592 (176 amino acids)
Source: RefSeq, a predicted model, not a curated record
CGGCCGGCCCUCGCUCUCCCAACAACGGCCACCAUCUCUGUCCACCCGCCGCACAUCCAGGAUGAGACCUUUCGCAAUCGUAGCCACAGUACUGGCCUUUUGCGCCGUCUACGUGCACACUCAGACGACCACGGUCAUCGACGAUGAUGGGCAGACAAUCGUCGAGCUCAUCACUGUCGACCCUGAUCUUGGUUUGCCGACUACAGAGACCCUGGAAACCCUCACUGCGGCAGCUACUACGACGACAACAACUCCUGCCCAAGCCGCGGGCCCCGGUCCCGUUGGCCAGCCUCAAACCCAGCAAGCUGCAGGCCCAACAAUAUACACCUACACAACUACCGAUGCUGCUGGUAACACCGAGGCGGUAGUUGACACUUUCACACCGUCAUUCGGCCCCACCACUGGCGGAUCUAUCACCGCUGCCCCCGGGACAAUCAUAAACUACAGCUCAUGGCGCGCUAGCGUCGGCAGCAACACCGUCGCCGUCGUCAGCGCCGGCACCUCUCGAUGGACCGUAGACAAGCGGUGGGCUGGCAUCGGGGUCGCCCUCUGCGCGGGGAUGACAGGUGGGGCGUGGCUCGCACUUGCGUGACCAGCGCCUGACCACGCUAUUCAUGGCACGCUGCGGGCACACCCAUUGUUAGAUUGCUGCUUCUCGCAUUGCACUCGCUUUCGUGACACCCUAUCACGGACAGAAUCCGGAUGGACGCUACAUCAAGUCCUACACACGCUACUCUAUUGACGCUUCACGAUACAUCACGCACGUCUUCACGACUCUCGCUGUCUUAUUUCCGGCGUAUACGGAAUUGUAUCACUCCCGAGCGCUGUAUUAACAUUGCUCACAAGACAUCUCACGUCUGUC